UCACCCUUUCCACUUGGGAACCGUGUCACUGCUGGGGAUGGCACUGCAUGGACGCAGAGCAAGGGUCAGCAGCCUGGCAGCAAGGCACUAGCUGAGCCUGAGCACCACCACAGGGCACGGAGCUGCCCGGGGGGUGCCAGCAUCCCCAGCACGGACGCGCUCCGGGGAUGUAGGUGCCGGGCGCGGGAGGAGCUCCGGCACGAUGGGCCGGCUGGACGACCAUGCCAAGAGGAGAAUCGUGGAGCUGCGCAGGGCUGGGCUGAGCUUCCGCAAGAUCAAGAAGGUGCUGGAGCUGGAUGACAUCCGAGUGACGCCGCAGGCCGUGUACCUCUUCCUCAAGAGGAAGAGUGUGGAGCCGGGGUCAGCGGCAGCCGGCUGGGAUGGGGAGCAGCCCUGGCAGGGCCAUGAGGCUGAGCUCCCCAGGCUGCUGGGCACCCAGCACCCUGCACUGCCCACGGGGGAUCCUGUGGGCAGCCAGGACACCAAGGAAGGCAUCCAGAUUGUCAGCGUGGCCUCACUCUGCAAGGACGGUGGGCAACUUGGGGACACUUUGGCUAUGGAGCUGGCCCCUGGAAAUGGUGAUGACAGCUCCACAGGCACAGCCCUGGCUCCAGGGACUGCUCUGAGGGACCUUGCCCCCCUGCCCCAGACACUGCCCAGCCAAGGGCAGCUGGUCACACCCCCCACCCAGAACUCAGCUCUGAUGGUGAAAAAGAAGACAGUGGACAGGGCUAUCCUCCUGCAGAAAAAGGUCAAAGAUGCCAGCACUCAGACGGCCUUGCCAGACUCUGUGGGUCUGGGCAAUCCCAGCCUUGCUUGCAGCGGAGCAGUGCCCCCCCCUGCUCCCAGCUGCCCUGCCAUCACCGAGAGGCUGGAUGCUGUGCAGGUGGAGGUGCAGAAGCUGAGCCAGGCCCUGCAUGCGGUGCUGGAGCGGCAGUGCCACCUGGAGCGCCAGCAGGAGCAGCAGCAGCGGCUGCAGCAGGAGGUGCUGGUGACACUGCAGCAGCUCAGCUCCACCGUGAGCCACAGCACUGUGCCUGCCACCCAGCCCUGUGGGCCCUUCAGCAGCAUGGCCGAGCCCUCGGCCAUCAUGCCAAACUUCAGCCAGUUCAAGAUGGAGCUGAUCUGAGCUCCCACAAGGCCUGUGUGUGCCGGCAGGCCUGUGCUAAUGGAGCCAGGAGGAAGAACCAUCUCUCAGAGGCUGCCCAAGGAUUAAGGUCCAUGCAGCACCCAGCAGAUAAGGUCCCUGAUGCCUCAUCUUCCCAGCCCUGCUGACUGGAAGGGGCUGCCUGGCACAAGAGGCUGGACAGUGGAAGGCUGAGGCCUUGCUCCUCCUGUGCUGCUGAUCCUGGCUGGCACUGGAGCUGGCUGGGGCCCAUGGACCUCAGGAGAACGCAGUUGCCUGCAAGGAGAAGAUGCAGCUAACAUGGACACAGCAGGGAGGUGGGACUCCAGGGAUACAGGGCGCUUCCUUCUCUUACGGGUCAAUGCCACGAUGAUCAAUCUUGCCCUUCCCUCCACAGGAGCUUGUUCAGUAAAAAUCUGUCUACAGCACGGUGUAGAACCAGUGUGGGAUCAGUAUCUGUGUAUUCCCUACCCCUCACCCAGCCAGUGAGCAGGCUGGAACUGUCUGGGUCCUAUCACCAUGCAUGGAACUGCACAGGGUGCAGAAACCUGUGAGGUGAGAUCAGUGCUCCACACACAAUGUUGCUGGAGCCUGGUAUCAUCUGCUGCACCAUUAGGGAUAGAUCAGACUUGUAGGAAACAAUCUUUUACUGAGCAGAUUCCACUCUCCACACCCCACAGAUCUAGAGUCUGGUACUGCUGCUGCCCACUGUCUGGUGAGGUAUUGGCAGGACUGUACCAGUA
Molecule: messenger RNA, 1869 nt
Organism: Melozone crissalis (California towhee)
Lineage: Eukaryota; Metazoa; Chordata; Aves; Passeriformes; Passerellidae
Exons: 3
Coding region: 203-1129 (308 amino acids)
Source: RefSeq, a predicted model, not a curated record